Molecule: messenger RNA, 2220 nt
Organism: Ostertagia ostertagi
Lineage: Eukaryota; Metazoa; Nematoda; Chromadorea; Rhabditida; Trichostrongylidae
Source: the annotation of a GenBank genome assembly
AUGGUUUGUUUAGUGCAAACGAUUACCCAAUGUGCUCGUUUAAGGUCUCGUUCACGCUCCCGGUCACGCUCUCCUUUGAAGCGAGAGACGUCAACCCCUCCAACUAUAACGCAGAACAAUAACUCGGCAGCGGCCGAGACCAAGGCUAAAAUUAAUCCCUUCACCCGGAUGCCGUAUAGUAAGAAAUAUUGGCAAAUAUGGGAAAAGCGUAAGAAUCUACCUGUUUGGGAAUACAAGGAAAAAUUCAUGGAAGUUCUACACAACAAUCAAUGUAUGACUCUUGUCGGAGAGACGGGUUCUGGAAAAACAACGCAAAUACCGCAGUGGUGCGUGGAAUAUGUCCGUCAGAGGGCGAUUCCCGGCCAGCGAAGGCUCGUGGCAUGUACUCAGCCAAGGAGAGUCGCAGCAAUGUCGGUCGCUGCUCGUGUUGCAGAUGAAAUGGAUGUUCAGUUGGGACAGGAAGUCGGAUAUUCUAUUCGUUUCGAAGACUGCGUCAGUGCACAAACUAUACUGAAAUAUUGUACCGAUGGUAUGUUAUUACGUGAGGCGAUGAAUUGCCCAUUACUGGAUGGAUAUGGUGUUAUAAUACUCGACGAAGCUCACGAAAGAACAUUAGCAACUGAUAUACUUAUGGGGUUGAUAAAGGAAAUCGUUAAACAAAGAGCUGACAUCAAAAUCGUUAUCAUGUCCGCCACGCUUGAUGCAGGAAAGUUCCAGAGUUACUUUGAAAACUGUCCACUGAUGGCAGUCCCAGGGCGAACAUUCCCUGUGGAGAUUUUCUUCACUCCGGAACCAGAAAAGGAUUAUCUCGAAGCUGCAAUUAGAACUGUAAUACAGAUCCAUGUGUGCGAAGAAGUUGAAGGAGAUAUUCUAUUGUUCCUGACCGGUCAGGAGGAGAUUGAAGAAGCAUGUAAACGGAUUAAGCGGGAGAUUGAUAAUCUUGGUCCAUCAGUUGGUGCAUUGAACUGCAUUCCGCUAUAUUCAUCACUUCCUCCCAAUCAGCAGCAACGGAUUUUUGAGGCGCCGCCUCCAAGUAGACCGGGAGCUAUAGGUCGUAAAUGCGUUGUUUCUACAAACAUUGCCGAAACUUCGCUGACCAUUGACGGCGUUGUGUUUGUGAUUGAUCCAGGAUUUUCGAAACAGAAAGUUUACAAUCCUCGUAUCCGAGUCGAAUCCCUUUUGGUUUGUCCGAUUUCCAAGGCAAGCGCUAUGCAACGUGCUGGUCGUGCCGGUCGUACGAAACCUGGUUGGUUGAGAUAUACUGUAAAUGUUUCCGCUUGUACACAGAAAAGGCAUAUCAGGAUGAAAUGCAGGAACAGACAUAUCCGGAGAUUUUGCGGUCUAAAUUUGGGUUCAGUGGUGCUACAGCUAAAGAAACUCGGUAUAGAAGAUCUCGUUCAUUUUGACUUCAUGGAUCCUCCAGCGCCUGAGACAUUAAUGAGAGCCCUGGAAUUGUUGAACUACCUGGCAGCUAUCAAUGAUGAUGGUGAACUAACUGAACUCGGAUCGUUAAUGGCAGAAUUUCCUCUGGACCCACAACUAGCUAAAAUGUUAAUCACCUCAACGGAGCUGAAUUGUUCGAAUGAGAUUUUGUCAAUUACGGCUAUGUUGUCAGUUCCGCAGUGCUUUGUGCGACCGAACGAAAUGAAAAAGGAAGCUGAUGAGGCGAAAGCACGAUUUGCUCAUGUUGAUGGGGAUCAUCUGACUUUGUUGAAUGUCUAUCAUGCUUUCAAACAGAAUAAUGAGGAUGUACAGUGGUGCUACGACAACUUUAUCAAUUACCGUACAAUGAAAACUGCUGAUACAGUGCGGACGCAACUUGGGAAGACUAUGGAUAGGUUCAAUCUUCGGCGAGUUUCAACAGAUUUCAAGUCAAAAGACUACUAUAUCAAUAUUCGAAAAGCUUUAGUUGCUGGAUUCUUCAUGCAGGUUGCUCACCUGCAACGAAGUGGCCACUAUGUGACUGUGAAGGAUAAUCAGUUGGUCAAUCUUCAUCCUUCCACUGUGCUUGAUCACAAGCCAGAAUGGGCUCUUUACAAUGAAUUUGUGCUGACGACAAAGAAUUUUAUUCGAACAGUGACGGAUGUGCGACCCGAGUGGCUGCUGACAAUCGCUCCUCAAUAUUUCGACCUUUCAAACUUCCCAGAUGGUGACACAAAGCGAAAGCUGCUCUACGUUGCUAAUUCAUUGCGUGCUCUACAAAACAGUAAAGGAAUCUGA